AUGGCGGAGACGCGCGUUGUCGCGGAUUUCGCGGGACAAUGCAGAACAGAUUCGCCGAGACUGUCGCCGAGGAUGGGAAGCGCCGUCUGCUCGCGAGAGGGCGGUACCUGCCAACGCGAGGAUGCACGUUAAGGGGACUAUCUUCUUGAUUGAUUGCGUAGUUGCGAAUGGUGCGUCUUGUCAGACCCACCUAACUUAACCCAACCUAACGAUACAGCGUCGUUGGACAUACUAGCGUUAUUUUGACCCGAGAGCGAGUCCACAGCUGAUAGUGCGUCGCGUACGUCGCAGUAGGUGAUAGUGCAUUAUAAUAUUACAACGAACAUGAAUUUGACACCUAGAAGAUCGUACAAAGAAAGACGUACGUUUGAACAGCGAUGGGUCAGUGCGGAAGAAAUCAGAUCUCUGCAUCCAAAUAAAAUUCCUAUCAUUGUGGAGCGUUAUAAAUUAGAGAAUCAACUGCCACUUUUGGACAAAAGCAAAUAUUUGGUGCCAGAUUUUCUAACUGUGGCGGAAUUCUGUAAAAUAAUCAGACGUCGGUUGCAGCUAAAUCCAACACAAGCAAUUUUCUUAUUAGUAAAUCAGAAAAGUAUAGUAAGCGGAAGUUUAACUAUGGCUGAGCUGUAUCAGAAUGAAAAAGAUCCAGAUGGUUUUCUUUAUAUCGUGUUUGCCAGCCAGGAUGUAUUUGGUGGUCAUUAACAUCAGAGGCAAAACAACUGAGUAAAAACAAAAUACCUCCUUGGCACUUAAAAAUACCUUGAUAGAUGUUUACGUGAAAUUUUGUGGGGAUUUAGAUCUGCUAGCAACUCUAUCUGCCUUUAAUUGAUUGUGCAGAAUCUUUGUGAUCAACUGACGGUACCUGCUGGAAUAAUUAACAGAACAAUCAUAUUUGGAACCUAUAUAUAAAAUCAUUACGGUGCUUUCUACUUUUGACACAUGGAUAAAUUACAUUUGAUAUAUAAGUUAGCAUAGCAUCUACUUAGUUUACUACUAAUAAUGGCAAUUUCUAUUGUUAAUUUUAAUAGCAAUAGGCUACAUAAUGAUAAGUUAUAGGUAAAGAUGUGUAAUGCAGAUUUCACUUUUUCUUUUUUUAAUGGGUAUAAGGAAAAGAUUUAUGGAGAUUCAUCUUCUGGUUUUUCCCAUAUGUAUCCACACUUUCAUCUUCAUAAAAACAAAUUUGUGAUCAUAAUAAGUUUCAAAUAUGGUUUUUGUUCAACUUGAUUAUUCUAUUACAAGUAAUUUAUAUAAUAGGCCAGUUUCUUAGUUUGUUUAGACCAAUUUAAAAUUUACAUAAUUAUUUCAAUAGCUUUUGUAUAUAGUGUUGUUUAUUGCCAUUACACAAACAUCUAAAUAUGAGAACAAAAUCAAAAUGGAUAUAAUACUAGUUCAACAAAAUUCUCGUUUUUUAAGAUUCCACUAAUAUUUUUGACUAAUGAUAUACUUUUAUGUGUUUCUGAUUAGUUUCCUCAAGACUAUUGAUGAAAAUAUCUUUCUAUGAUAAAAUCUUCAAGUAUUAUUUUUAUCACACAAUACUAAGACAUUAACAAAAGUGUUCAUGUAUAUAAUAUGCAGUGUGAAAUGUACGGUGAUAUGUUAAAUUCUUGUGAAAUUAUAUUUAAGUUUUACACAGGAUAUAUGAAUUUGCGCUCCAUCGAAUUCACAAUAUACAAUGAAGGUACUUGGAUACUAUUUUAAUUAGAGAAAAUUCUCUCUUCACAGUGUAAUGUUUUUAGAUAACUUGACAAAGUAUCCUCUUUUGUGGUAUACUUAUGCAAUAAGUUACCAAAAGCGCAAAAAUUUAUUAUUAAGGAAUUAUGCAAGAAAAUCAGAAUGAAUGCAAGUAUGUUUCUGAAACUUUUUAAAUAUUGCAUAAAAAUAGUUAAAUAUUUGUACAUUGAUAUAUAGUAUCUUUAAGCUUCAAGUCUACAUUAUAGCUGAAAUCCUGAUAUCCAUUGUUUUGUGCAUCUACAUUAUAUAACAGUCAUAUUUUUUCUCAUGUAAAUAAGUACUAAAAUACUUGUGUGUUAUACUGUAUAAUCAGAUGCAAUUUUAAAUUUAAGACUAUAUUUCUAAUAAUAGUGAAACUUUUUUUAAUACUGUGGUACAAAAUAUUGUAGCUUUUAUGCAAAUUAACUUUAUUUCAUAAGCGAUUGGCAUUGUAUGAUAAUUUUUAAGUAUUAUGCAAUUUUGACAUAGUCAUCAUACAACGCAAAAUAUUUAACAAGAAACGAAAUAUAUCCUAAUAAGAAUGUUUUAAUCGCACUUUCUUACGCUUUCUACGCUUAAAAUGAAAUAGGUAUAUAUCCGAGCUUUGGAGAGAGAAAAGAGACAAGGAAUAAAGCGUAAAAAGUGCAAUUGAAACAAACAUAGCUAGGAUUAAAUUAAGGACAGUAGUGAUACUAGCAGUAGUUAUAUUACAUUUUAUGAUAAAGCUUUCGUAAUAAAUAUACAGAAAGAAAGCUGUAUGUACCCUUCCCCCACAUUGUGCGACAUUUGCAAUAAACUAAUCUUUUUCAUA
Messenger RNA from Camponotus floridanus (Florida carpenter ant), 2518 nucleotides. Its product is annotated as microtubule-associated proteins 1A/1B light chain 3A-like. NCBI's taxonomy places the organism in Eukaryota, Metazoa, Arthropoda, Insecta, Hymenoptera, Formicidae. The record is from RefSeq and is a predicted model, not a curated record. Gene Ontology annotation, cellular component: autophagosome membrane; autophagosome; cytosol. The transcript has 5 exons. Gene Ontology annotation, molecular function: ubiquitin protein ligase binding. Gene Ontology annotation, biological process: autophagy of mitochondrion; cellular response to nitrogen starvation; autophagosome assembly. Bases 325 to 699 code for a protein of 124 amino acids.